CCGGGCUUUGUGCAGCACCCCAGAGCCGCUCUGAGAGCCUCCCUCCCUCUGCCUCCUGCCAUGGCCCUGCGCCUCACGGUGCUGCUCCUGCUGGGGACACUGGGCACAGCUGCCAGAGCCCAGCCCGUGCUGAGCCAGCCGCAGUCCGUGUUCGUGCUGCCCGGGCAGAGCGCUCGGCUCUUCUGCACCCUGAGCCCCCAGUACAACAUCAGCCAGUUCGGCAUCUCCUGGUACCAGCAGCGCCCGGGCCGCUCCCUCAGCUACCUGCUCUACUACAACUCCGAGUGGGACAAGCACAAGCCUGCCAGGACUCCCGACCGCUUCUCGGCCACCAAAGACUUCGCCAGCAACGCCUGCAUCCUCACCAUCGCAGCCGCCUGCCAGGACGACAACGGCACCUAUUACUGCGCCCUGGCACCUGCCCUCAAAUGGCUCUAGCACGGGCUAUUACUGCCCUCAAAUGGCUCUAGCACGGGCUAUCACUGCACCUAUCACUGCUCUCAAAUGGCUCUAGCACGGGCUAUCACUGUGCCCAUCACUGCCCUCAAAUGGCUCUAGCACGGGCUAUCACUGCGCCCAUCACUGCUCUCAAAUGGCUCUAGCACGGGCUAUCACUGUGCCUAUCACUGCCCUCAAAUGGCUCUAGCACGGGCUAUCACUGCCCUCAAAUGGCUCUAGCACGGGCUAUCACUGCCCUCAAAUGGCUCUAGCACGGGCUAUCACUGCUCUCAAAUGGCUCUAGCACGGGCUAUCACUGCGUCCUGGCACUGCUCUCAAAUGGCUCUAGCACGGGUAUCACUGUGCCUUUCACUGCCCUCAAAUGGCUCUAGCACGGGCUAUCACUGCUCUCAAAUGGCUCUAGCACGGGCUAUCACUGCACCUAUCACUGCCCUCAAAUGGCUCUAGCACGGGCACCUGAAGCUUUCCUCGCUUUCCUUGGCGUCCCUGUCUCAGCAGGGAGCGCAGCAGCCCUGGGAGGGAUGGGAAAUCCAUCUUUGCAUGCUUGAGCAGGCCAACCUCCCCUCCUCUGUGUCCCCAGGCGUCCCCAGGGGCACUGGCCAGCCCGGCAGGGAGCGCCGGGGCCUUCCUGGGCUCCUCCAGCACCGCGACCUGGCUGCGGCUUCCGCAGAGCUCAAAUAAAGGCAAUAAAGGCCAACCCUCACCUCACCUCACCCCGCGGCUCCUGUCGUGUGUCCCCGGGCCCAGGGCGGGCAGCAGCGGCCGCGGCCCUGGCGCGGCUCUGGGCCGGCUACAGCCCGCACCCAGCCCUGCAGCAGCCCCUGCACGGCUCCCGGGGGGACAGGGACACGCGUGCCCGCGGGGACUCUGCGGGGACGGUUUGUCACGGCAGGACGAGGACAUCCCCACACGAUUCCCUCACGAUCCCCACAGAACUGGGAACGCCGCCAUUGCCGCACUGCGCCUGCGCAGCUCCGCGCGCGCCCCCGCGGAUGUCACGUGACGGCCGGUCGGCGCUACCAUUGGCUCAAGGCAACACAAAACCAGCCGCGUGACUUCCGGGUCACCUCAGUCCGUCUUCGGGCCCCGCGGCGGUCGGGCUGGGCCGGUGCCCUGCUCCUGUGACCAGCAUGUGCGAAAAGACCGCGCUGUGAAAAGCCAGUGUCCACAGGAGACAGAGGAGUCCUGCAAAUUUAUUUGAUUAAAGGGAGAGAGUCCACCACGCCAUAUCCCCGUGGGGUGUCUGUCGAGAUUUCAGAGAAUGCAGCCACCUUUUAUCCUAAACUCCCGGCCGCAGGUUGCCCUCUUCCUUUCCCAAUUGCCUGAGGCAUAGUGGCAGGAGCUGGGCACUGUACUGUGUAAAGCAAGCAUGGGAUAAUGAAUUCUUAUCUUCUUAACUGAGUCCUGUUUAUUAUGUUUGUCAAAGGCGAAGAUCAAAUUUGGUGCAAGGGGGUUCCAAGGGCUAAAAGGAGAUGCUGCCCGAGAUGCAGAUGUGAAACAUUUUGGGAUGUGCCAGAAGCGCCACGGAGCUGGAGCAGGCUGACAGACCAUCCUGCCUCCUUCCCUGCAGCAGUGUGGGAAGGCACAGGCAGGUCUGGGAAAGGCGCUGUGGAGAGCUCAGCUCCACCCUUCGGCCUCCUGCACAAUCAGGAGUGAAGUACAUUUGUAAUACCAAGGCCUGAACAAGUUCAAGCAAACAAAGCUUCCCUGCUCUCUGUCAGCAAGUGGACAGCAGAGAGCUGCUCGCAAAACUGGACUCCUCUUUGAGGAAACUGCUGCAGAGUAACAAGGAAAGUGUUUAGAGACAAUAAACAUCCCAUCCUAGGCAGAUCCCCGCUCUUCUCUUGUGCUUUGGGACUGUGGCAGAACAACUCCAUUGGAGUU
Messenger RNA from Taeniopygia guttata (zebra finch), 2343 nucleotides. RefSeq names its product V-set pre-B cell surrogate light chain 3 (gene VPREB3). NCBI's taxonomy places the organism in Eukaryota, Metazoa, Chordata, Aves, Passeriformes, Estrildidae. The record is from RefSeq and is a predicted model, not a curated record.